Nilaparvata lugens (brown planthopper) is the source of this 5384-nucleotide messenger RNA. RefSeq names its product NAD-dependent protein deacetylase Sirt7 (gene Sirt7). Bases 289 to 2640 code for a protein of 783 amino acids. The record is from RefSeq and is a predicted model, not a curated record. The transcript has 8 exons. Lineage: Eukaryota; Metazoa; Arthropoda; Insecta; Hemiptera; Delphacidae. Gene Ontology annotation, molecular function: NAD+ binding.
AGUUUGAAAAUGUUAUAAUUUGUUGUCAUCCUAGUUUUACACAGUCUCCUCAUACAUAUUAUUCAUUCACAAUGAAUUUAUUAGUUGGAUUCUAUUAUUUGAAAUAUUUUAUUAAUUCUAAUUCUUUGAUAAAAAUACAACAAAAAAUAUAACCCAUUGAUUUUCUCUUCAAUUGAGCAUAAUGAUUUCAAAGUAUGACACCUGCUAUACGUUGAUAGGGCAAAGCAAGCAAGUUGGUAGGUUAUGUACUGAAAAAAUCAAAAUAAAUAAUCGAAUAGACAAAAUAAUAUGGAUGCAAGCAGAUCUAAUAAACCGUCCGGUUUACGAAGAAAAGCAUCAUUAAAUGUAACUUUUUGUGUAAAAAAAGAAAGAAAUCAAACUCAUAAGAAGAUCUCAACUAUUCUUCAGAAAGCAGAAUGUGAUAGAAGCGCCGAAGAAACCCAGCUUCUUGAAGAAAGCAUCAAUGUUGUGAAGGAAGUUGAAGAAAAGUUGGAAAAGAGAAGAAAAUUGAAACUAAGAUCAGAAGAAGUAGAAGAUCAGCCGAGUGUCCUAGCUGAGAAAUGCAAGGCACUAGCAGAAGCGCUCUCCUCUGCCCGCCAUCUUGUGGUCUAUUCUGGCGCCGGAGUGAGCACUGCUGCCAGGAUACCCGACUAUCGAGGCACCAAUGGCAUUUGGACCAGGUUGCAACAGGGCAAAGAUAUUGGAUGCCACGAUCUGAGUCAAGCAGAGCCGACUCUGACGCAUAUGGCGUUGUUCGCGAUGUACCAGAGUGGCAUAGUGAAGCACAUUGUGUCACAGAACUGUGAUGGUCUGCACCUGCGCAGUGGGCUGCCCAAGAAGGCUCUCUCCGAAGUUCAUGGCAAUAUGUAUCUCGAAGUUUGUACACCGUGUGGGUUGGAUUAUUGGCGCCUAUUCGAUGUGACUGAGCACACGGCUCGUUAUAGUCAUGAAACAGCUCGUCUUUGCUUCAGAUGCAGAAAACCGUUGCGAGACACAAUUGUCCACUUUGGCGAGCGAGGAGCAUUGAAGUGGCCUCUCAACUGGUCGGGAGCUUGCGAUGCUGCUGACAACACUGAUCUUAUCCUCUGUAUUGGCUCAAGUUUGAAAGUAUUGAAAAAGUAUCCAUGGUUGUGGGGUAUGGACAGACCUGUCAAGAAGAGGCCAUCUCUUUACAUUGUCAACUUGCAGUGGACUCCAAAAGAUGAUCAAGCUACUUUGAAGAUUAAUGGUAAAUGCGAUGAAGUAAUGACUCUGGUGAUGUCACAUCUCGGCCUAACGGUUCCGAAGUAUGAACGUCAUUUGGAUCCUAUAUUUACACAUGCCACUUUGCUUCUGGAAGUGGAACAGCACACCACGUCUCAACCGAUACUUCAGAAUCCUCUAACCCACGACGACGAUGCCUUCAAACAGGAGGAAAACAUUGAUUGUGACUCAAAACCAAUCACAGACGGUAAUUUUGCUCAAAAUACAUCCAACUCAAAUAAAAAAUCUGACAAUGAAGACGUAUCUAGUGCAACAAUUAAAACUGAAAAUGGGGAGGUAGAAGAGAAGGUACUGAUUGACAAAAAUGGGGAUUUGAGUAAAGAUAAUCGUGAAAUAGAUAACAAUAUUGAUGAGAUAGAAACGGCUAAAAGCUUAUGGAGACCAUUCACAGAGCAAGGCGAUGGGAAAAGACCUCUUGAACAGUCUCACUCGUUGAAAAAAGAAUACUGUGAAGGAGAAUCCUCUGGAAAUAUUGGGAUUGAAGACAAUAGCAUUGAAUCAGCAGGAAUGUCUCGAAAAGUUGACGACAAUCUUAAGAAAGAGACAUCAUCCUCUCUUGAGCUUAAAAACAUUGGGAAUGGAAUUGUGGAUGUUGGAUCUUCUAGAAAUCAGCAUGAUUGUCAGGAGGAUGAUUUCCCCCCUGUGAAAAGAAUUAAGGCUUCAGGUGGUAAUAUUGAAACAGCGGGAUUCUCUAUUCCUGUCGAAGAGUUUGAAAAAAUUUAUACGAAAAUUGGAAAGGAAGUGGCUCGUAGAAAUUCGAAUGAAUUUUUUAGAGAAUUUUACUGUGAAGAUAAUAGAUUCGAGUCUGUUAAGCGUAAUAACUGUAAUUCUGAACAGGGUAGCAUAAGUAAUGGGUUUGUUGAAAAUAAGGGUAAGAAUAUUGAAGUUAUUAAGCACAUUGACAUGAAAAAUUACUGUAGUAAUAUUAGUUGUGGAUCUAAAUCAAAAAUAUUAGCUCAAGCAAGUCCACUUGAUCUCACUAAAAAUAAAUCUUCAAAUAAUAAGAAAACGGGUAAAAUGUCUGGGGAAGUAGCUUGUGAAUUUUGUAAAACACAUUAUAAAACUCAGGGUUGUCAAUUUUAUAAACAACAUUCACCUGUUGCACCAGCAGCAGGGCCUUUUUGUUAUUGCUGCGACGACGAAGAUGAAAAUUCCGAUGGAAAAGAUGUAGCAACCAAUGAGAAAGCAAAAGAUGUAACAACCAAUGAGAAAGCAAAAGAUCAAGUACCGGUAGCCAAUGAGAAAGGUAAAGAUCAAGCUAAUAAUGAGAAGGGGAAAGAUCAAGCAGCGAAUGAGAAGGCUUCGCCUAAAGUUCCUAUUGUUAAUCCAGGCUGGUUUGGAAAAGGCUAUAGAAAAAAGUACAAGAAAAAACGAUAAGCUGGUCUGGAAUUCAUAGUUAUAUUUUCAAUUCAAUUUUUACUUAAGGUUUAGGUAAUAAAUUAAUACAAGUCAGUAUUGGAAUAAAAACUAGAAAUGUCAAAUUUAUUUUUGUUCAAUCAUUGAUGUGUUAUUGAACUACUUAUCUUACUAAUCAAUAUUAAUUGAUAAUCUGAAUUAUCAUUAGUAACAAUAUAUUUUGGGAGUAUUGUUGAUUGAUUUAGAAGGGUCCUCAUCUUACUAAUCAAUAUUAAUUGAUAAUCUGAAUUAUCAUUAGUAACAAUAUAUUUUGGGAGUAUUGUUGAUUGAUUUAGAAGGGUCCUCAUCUUACUAAUCAAUAUUAAUUGAUAAUCUGAAUUAUCAUUAGUUACAAUAUAUUUUGGGAGUAUUGUUGAUUGAUUUAGAAGGGUCCGAUCUCAUAACAAUUAUCAAUGUAAAUUUGUCAAGAUAAGAAUAUUCUAAUCACUAUCCUAUCCGUAAUAUCAAAUCAGCCAGGAAUGGAGUCACCAAUAUUUUUCAAAUUGAGUCAUAUUUCAAUUUAAGAGUUUUGUAUCUGGAAACAGAGUUGAGAUUAUCAACAUAAUUUUAGUAUCUCGAAAUAAUUUAGAUUAUCAACAUAAUUUUAGUUAUCUCGAAACAAAACACAGGUUGAAGCUAGUAUUUUAUUUUAAAUCAUUGUCAGUCCAUCAAUGAAAGUUAAGUAGUGAAUGAUUGAGUCGUUAUUUUAAAAUUCCUUCUACACUACUCUGUAUUGAGCUUCAUCGGGUUUUGUGACAUUGUGUUAUGUUUUUGUGUUCUCCAUUCAAAUAGAAUUAUUUUUUAGAAGAACUGAAUUUUAUCUUGUAUGGAAUAGAAUUCUAGUUAUAAUAAUAUAUUAGGGUAGUUUUAUUCUUUACAGAGCGAAUUGGAAUAUAUUCUAUUGUUGUACAAAUUGACAAUUAGUAAAAAUUACUUCUUAUCCUUGUAAGAAAAUGCUUUAAUUUGAAGUUUUAUAAUUUAAAUAUUGUUGAGAAAGAUUUUUACCGCAAUAAUUACAAAUUAUAAGAGAUCCUCUAGAAUAAUAGUACCUUAUUGAGAAUUUUAUUUACAUUUAUCACACGACAAAAUGUGAUCCUAGCAGUUUUUCUGUUAAUUGUCAUUAAAUAUUGGAAUAUAAUGUAUAUUCAAGUGUUUGGAAUAUUUGUUUAUUCAUGUUAAUUCAAGUGUUUUUUAUCAUGAUCAGUAUUUGACAUUAAUGCCCCAAUUUUACUUAAAAAGUAUUAUUUUUCAGGGUGAUAUUCUUUUCAUUCACCUACCUGGGAAUUCAUUCUUUUAUAUUGUUAUUAUAGUCCUUUUGGACUGAUUUCUAUGUUUAUUUAUGGUUUAGCAUAAGAAAUUAUAAUAAUUUUACUGUCAGGAAUUGGAUAAAGAAAUCAUAGAUGAUCUUGUAUAUUUUGCAGUAACGUAUUAUUUCAUUGUUUUUUUUUUCUUCCAUUGCCUUUUUUUAUGUUGAUGUUACGUGAACAUGAACAUUUCUGAUCUCAAUCAUUAAAAGUAAUCUUAUUCAGUCAAUUUAUCGGACUAUUUUUAUAAUUCAGUUUUAUUUUUAAAUAAUUUAGAUCAAUUCGUGUUUGUUAGCAUAGUAGUUUUAAUAUUGUAGUGUUCAAUGUUAUUGAUAAUUCUAUGUUGGUGUUUCUUAGAAUAUUUAAUUUUAUUAUUUUAAAUUUAUUGUACUAAUUUUGCGUUGUUGUGCAAUCUGUUGUGCGUAUUAUAUGUACUGUGUGUCCUUAUUGUGUGUAUUCAGAACAGUAUUUAUAUGAAAUAAUUCUUGCCUCAUUAAUUAAUAUUAUUUUCUAUAUUUUUUCCUAAUAAUUAUUAUUUAGAAAUUAUCUAAUAGAAUCCUACAAAUCCAUUUAUCAUAGUUUCGAUGAAUUAUCACAAACACCUAUAGAACAUUAUAUUUCAGCUUCUAAAAAUAUGUUUUUUUUUUCAAGUUGAGCAAGUGCUUCCAAAAACGUGGUGUUUGUUGAGUAAAUUAAUUCAAAUUAUUUCCAUAUUGUUUUGUAACACUAUUGGAAUAAUUAGUAAUACUCAUUGUAAGUCCUCAUAGAUUACCGUAUUUAUUUUCAAUACAUCACAUAACAUGUAAAUAAAAUCAACUCAUGGCAACUAAUUUUCUCUCAAUAUCUUGAAUACAAGCGAGUAGAGAGUUUUGAAUUGAGGGGGAAUUUUCCUUCAUUCAAUUAAUUUAGUGUGUACAUCAGGAAUGGUUAAACCUUCUUCUCAAUUUGAGAUUAAUAUAUUUCAUAUUAUUAAAUUUUAAUACUACUGUAUUUUGUCAGCAUUUUUUCUUAUAGAAUCAUGGGAUAAAUUUUAAUAAAAUAAAAUUAAACAAUCAUUAAACAAAAUAAUGACCUUUUUAUAAAAAAUGUUAUUAUUUUCAAGAUUGGCUGACUCUUGCCAAUAUUGUAUUGUCUUUUUCAACCUUUUCUAUUACAAUACCGUGAUGUAUUAAAAUGAUAAUUCAAUAGCGAAAUAAGUAAAGUCCGUCUAAUCAGAUUAAUGUACUCAAAUAAUUAUUUGAUGUGAGUUAAUAAAUGUGAUAAAUGUCAAUGGUAAAUUAAAUAUCUUAUUCAUCUUCAAUAAAUGUCAUUUACAGCUCAAAAUUCCUUGAAAUUGAAAAUGAUACCAUCAAUUUUUUAUCUACAUAUGUAUGUUGAUCAGUGUAUUUCUUCCAUUGAUAUGAUUAAAUGUAGUGUAUUGAA